Molecule: messenger RNA, 3741 nt
Organism: Diaporthe amygdali
Lineage: Eukaryota; Fungi; Ascomycota; Sordariomycetes; Diaporthales; Diaporthaceae
Exons: 7
Coding region: 1-3741 (1246 amino acids)
Biological process (GO): chorismate biosynthetic process; aromatic amino acid biosynthetic process
Cellular component (GO): cytosol
Molecular function (GO): protein binding; chorismate synthase activity; FMN binding
Source: RefSeq, a predicted model, not a curated record
AUGGCAAAAAAGUUCGGAAAGGACAAGCAGGGCAAGGAACAUGAGUAUAAAGACAAGCACGGGGGCGGCGACGACGACGACGAUGACGACGCCAAUUCUCUUGAUAGCUAUGAGGAGGACAACAGCUACGACCCUACCGUCAUUAGCGAGGAAGACGUCAAGUGGGCCGAAACACUCCACGUCCUUGCGUUCAACCCGGAUUCAGAGCAAGCUUGCAAGUCCUUUGUCAGCGGGCCGGGCACUUAUGACGACGUUGGAUUCGUCAACGUCGAAGACGGCGACGAUCCAAACGUCGUCGGGCUCGAUCUUGCAGAGCUAUGUUGCUACGAUAACUGGGACCGCCCCGGGGAGCCCAUUUUCCCGUUCCACUGGUGCUGCUACGAGAUGCUGGCCAAAUGCCUCACGGGUUCCUUUGGCGACGGUAAGCUGGACAAAGACUUGUUGUUCAGCAUCAUGCGGGAGCUGUCGCCCAGCGCCGGGUACGCGUUAAGUAAAUUCGAUUAUGGCGUCGUAAACAAAAUGCUGGAUCAGUCCUGGAACGCAGUGCCGGGUUUUGAGUUCGUCGUGAGCCACCCACUGAACGUGCCCGGCGCGAGUGAGGUCGUCCUGUCCAUGUUCGGGACGGACGCCUUCAAGCCGGUGUUGGUGCGGACUGACCUCGGGAACCGCGUCCAGCAUGACCAAUUUGCCAAGAUACCAUACGAUGUACUGUACAGGAUCUCCGGCUUUAUCUCGGACGAGGAUCUUAUCAACUUGGCAAAGGCGUCAUGGCCGGUUCACGCGCUUUUGCGGAACAACAACCAGUUCUGGCGGCAGCGGCUCAGGGAUUCUUUCUUUCCUUGGUACUUCGAGCUUCGGGAGCUGCUUGAACGGGAUGAAGCCCUUCUGCGGGAAAACGACGCUCAGCGUAUCUUGCAAUGGGCGGAAAAGACGACGCGUCCUGAGAGGUGGCUAACCGGACCGCUUAUGGGUGUAGCCAACCGUCGGCGCAUCUGGUCGCUGUGCGAGCAGUUUGGAAGGAUCUACUGGCCGCGCAAGGAAGACGACCUUAACCCGACCAUGAGCGAUGCCGAGAAAUUGAUCCGGAAGUACUCCAAGUGUGGGCCCCUCGUGACCGUCUCGGCGCCGGAGGCGAUCAAGACUUACACCGUUCGCAAGGUUUACUGGGCAAAAACUUGGUCAGAGAUCCAGGACACCACGAAGACGCUGGAGAGCUUCUGGGACAGCGAUGGCUCACUUGUGGGCCUCUCACUGACGCCUGAUGGUGAAGAGAGACGGCUGCUCGGGAGAGCUGGCUCGGAUGAUGGGACUGUGAGGCACUCUAAGAGUCUAGCUGUCGAGGAGUGGAUCACAGACAUCAUUGUUCACAUACCCGUCCCCGUUCACCUUAAAGACCUCCAGGCGAUGACUUCUCCGAAAGGCCUUACGAUGAUCCUGAACUCCGGUAAAAGGCUAGAGAUGGGCGAGACGACACAAAGUCACAUGCAGCGCUUCCUCUCAGCCGCCCCUGAGUGGGUUAUCACAGGCAUAACAGGCACGACUGGAGACGUCAUGGGCAAGCUGCAGUUGACACAGCUCGGCCUCGUACAAGCUCAGCAACCUGACGUUGCGGACUUCUCGGUGAUGCCGUACCGCACUCGGCUCCCUUUCAGGCUCCUCCAAGAAUUCUUAUGGGAGGAAGAGUAUUCGCACAUACUAGGCCAAAGCAUCCGGGAACACCCCGGGCUCCGGCUGGUAGGGGGUGGUUUGCUGAAGUCUCAGGGUUACCUGCACCGCGACUUGAUAAUGCAUGGCGCACUGAUCUGGGCAAAGGACGUGGGUGAGCUUCGGGCGCUGAGGCGGCUUUCCGCCUGCAUCGUGUUUGGCGGCAAGGCGAUGGACCGUAGCGAGGGUGGUGCCCCAUUGCCGCGUGACAUCCACCACCUAUGUGGGAUAAGUGCUGAGUACGAGCCGGCGUCAGGCUUGGCACGCCGGACGAUCGGAUUGGAAGGCGCUGUGCCCAGAGCAGGGUUGAAGUAUGCCGACCGUUAUGAGCACUUCGAUAUCGAUGGACCUGGGGGCGAGGUGGUGACAGAGGUGGAGUUUUCCCUGUCCAUCCAUCCAAGGGCAAUCAAGAUCCAUACCAACCGAGGUCGGACUUUCUACGGGGGUGAAGCGGGCUAUCAGCACUGGGGGAGCAUAAAGAAAGGCCUGGGGUACCGGAAGAGCAGCUUGCGGGUGCCGGAUGGGGAGACACUUGUGGGGGUCGUCAUGGCGUUUAAGGACCCUGACUUCUACGGAAGUGAUGGGGACGAGGCUGUGACGCAUUACAAGAUGAGCGCGGUGGCUGGCCUGUCGAUGCGGCUUGAGGCAUCGGACGAGUUGACACCAGUGAAAGAGUUCGUUGGUGCAAAGGACAGAAAAGUAUCGACUACUCCUUUAUACCUCGAGAUCCACCAGACGGCUGCUGGACGCUGGACGCUGGACGACGGACGACGGACAACGCUUCUCACCAUGUCGACCUUUGGCGAACACUUCAGGGUCACCACCUAUGGUGAAUCCCACUGCCGCUCCGUCGGCUGCAUCGUCGACGGCUGCCCGCCCGGCAUGGCCCUGACCGAAGCCGACAUCCAGCCGCAGAUGACACGCCGCCGCCCCGGCCAGUCGGCCAUCACCACGCCGCGAAACGAGAAGGACCGCGUCGAGAUCCAGUCGGGCACCGAGUUCGGCAUCACCCUCGGCACCCCGAUCGGCCUGCGCGUGCUCAACGAGGACCAGCGCCCCAAGGACUACGGCAACGCCACCAUCGACAAGUACCCGCGGCCCUCGCACGCCGACUGGACAUACCUCGAGAAGUACGGCGUCAAGGCCUCGUCCGGCGGCGGCAGGAGCAGCGCCCGCGAGACCAUCGGCCGCGUCGCCGCCGGCUCCAUCGCCGAGAAGUACCUGCGCCUGGCCUACGGCGUCGAGAUCGUCGCCUUCGUCACCAGCGUCGGCGCCGUCCACCUCUUCCCCCCCUCCGCCGAGCACCCCAGCCCCAGCACCAACCCCGACUACCUGCGCCUGCUGAGCGACAUCGACCGCAAGACCGUCGACGAGUUCCUGCCCGUGCGCUGCCCCGACGAGGCCGUCUCGCGCCGCAUGGAGGACUACAUCGCCGAGUUCCGCGACCGCAACGACAGCAUCGGCGGCACCGUGACCUGCGUCAUCAAGAACGUGCCCUCGGGGCUGGGCGAGCCCUGCUUCGACAAGAUGGAGGCCCUGCUGGCCCACGCCAUGCUGUCCAUCCCCGCCACCAAGGGCUUCGAGAUCGGCUCCGGCUUCGGCGGCUGCGAGGUGCCCGGCUCCAUCCACAACGACCCCUUCAUCCCCGCCGAGACCGCCCAGCGCCUCGAGACCGGCGCCGACAGGGCCGGCCUGCCCCGCCCCAAGCUGACCACCAAGACAAACUACAGCGGUGGCAUCCAGGGCGGCAUCACCAACGGCGCGCCCAUCUACUUCCGCGUCGGCUUCAAGCCCCCUGCCACCAUCGGCCAGGAGCAGACCACCGCUACCUACGACGGCACCGGCGAGGGCGUCCUGGCCGCCAAGGGCCGCCACGACCCAUGUGUUGUGCCGCGCGCCGUGCCUAUCGUGGAGGCCAUGGCCGCCUUGGUGGUGAUGGAUACGGUACUGGCACAGCAGUCGAGGAAUUUGGCGCGGAGUCUACUGCCGCCACUCAAUGCGGAGAACAAGGCCGAGGAGAACGGCAAGGCCGCAUAG